GGGGUGGAGCGGGGCGGCUGCGGCUGCGGGCUUACGACGAUAACGAAGGGGUCAACUAGGGAACAACGAUAAGACCAGACCUCCCAAACCCCGAACGAAUUAGCCCAGGACACCAAACGUCGCAAGAACAAAAAUAACAAAAACAACACACACAACACGAACAAACACUCAACAACACCAAAUCCUCCGAAAUCAAACACCACCCACCACAGGCUCACUUCCAACCACCCAGAGACCACCACAAACCCUACAAUGGUCACGCAACCACAAUGAUCGACCCAUCCCUCCGCCUCCGCCGCGCAAUCCACACACACUCCCUCCCCAUCACCCGGCGCAUCCUCUCCACACACCCGCACCUCCUCCAAAACCCCGACCUCACCCCCUCCCCCCCCGGCCUCUCCAACACCUCCCUCCACCUCGCCGCCUCCCUCCCCUCCCUCCCCAUAACCCAGCUCCUCCUCUCCCUGCGCCACGAAGCGGGCGGGAUAAGCCUGAAUACCCUCCACCAGACACCGCUCAUGCUUGCUGCGGCGAAGGGACACGCGGAGAUCAUGCAUGUCCUCCUCGAAUCUAAGGACGCGGGGGGGAUAGGGAGGCGGGAUAGUCGUGGUCGCGACGCUUUGAUGCUCGCCGCUGCGAACGGAUUCGAUACUUGCGUACAACUCCUGCUCACCCACGCCCCUCCCCCCACAGCGGCGGAAUUGGCAGCAGACCCCCACCUCACUCCCGCCAGGGCGCUACUGCGGGCACAAGACGCGGACGGCAACACGGCGCUUCAUUUCGCGAGUGCGAAUGGGCAGUUAUUGGUGCUGAGGAUGCUGGUGGCGGUAGGGGCGGAGCAUGAGAGAAGGAAUGCGUGGAGUUGGACGGCGGUGAGUUAUAGCGCGACGGUGGCGGCGGAGGUGUAUUUUAGGGCGCUGGUGAGGGAGAGGGAGGAGAGGGAGGAGAGGGAGGAGAGGGAGGGGAGGGAGGGGAGGGAGGGGAGGCGGGGGGGGGGUUGGGGAUUAAGGGGAUGA
Messenger RNA from Pseudogymnoascus destructans, 1016 nucleotides. RefSeq lists its product as uncharacterized. The transcript has 2 exons. NCBI's taxonomy places the organism in Eukaryota, Fungi, Ascomycota, Leotiomycetes, Thelebolales, Thelebolaceae. Bases 270 to 1016 code for a protein of 248 amino acids. The record is from RefSeq and is a predicted model, not a curated record. Gene Ontology annotation, molecular function: protein binding.